Aureobasidium namibiae CBS 147.97 is the source of this 1296-nucleotide messenger RNA. Its product is annotated as Fumarylacetoacetase. The coding region runs from base 1 to 1296 and encodes 431 amino acids. The record is from RefSeq and is a predicted model, not a curated record. Lineage: Eukaryota; Fungi; Ascomycota; Dothideomycetes; Dothideales; Saccotheciaceae. Gene Ontology annotation, biological process: L-phenylalanine catabolic process; L-tyrosine catabolic process; homogentisate catabolic process. The transcript is spliced from 2 exons. Gene Ontology annotation, molecular function: fumarylacetoacetase activity.
AUGUCUCUCAAGAGCUGGAUCUCUAUUGCUGCUGACUGCCACUUCUCAAUCUCAAACAUCCCAUUCGGUAUUAUCAGCACACGACAAAGACCUACACCCAGGCCUGCGGUGGCUAUUGGUGAAUAUGCUCUUGACUUGGAUCUCUUCGCAACCCACAAUGGUUUCUCGGCUCUGUCUUUGAUACAGCCGCAUCAGCAUGUCUUCUCAAGCACCACCUUGAAUGCCUUUGCCGAACUCGGAAGACCACUGCACACAGCCGUCAGGAAGUAUCUCCAGUCUGUAUUCUUGGAGUCGACCCCCUUCCCUGACGUCUUGAAGACCAAUGCCUCGGUCCAGGAAGCUUGUCUCAUCCCUCUGAAGGACGUCAAGAACCACGUGCCUAUGCAAAUAGGAGAUUACACAGACUUCUACGCAGGCUUGAAUCAUGCCUUCACUGUGGGCGAGCUCUUCCGAGGAGCAGCGAAUGCUCUGCAACCCAACUACAAGCAUCUACCGGUAGGCUAUCAUGGCAGAGCCUCAAGUAUCGUCGUAUCUGGAACUCCUGUCCGUCGACCUCUUGGACAGAUACUGGAGGACCCCUCGGCCGACGUCAAGAAGCCCACUCUAUCUGCUUGCAGAAAACUUGACAUGGAACUCGAACUCGGCGCUUUUAUCUGCAAGAAUAAUGCAAUGGGUGAGCCAAUUCCCAUCGACCAAGCUGAAGACUACAUCUUUGGUGUCGUUCUGCUCAACGAUUGGUCCGCCCGUGAUAUCCAGGCCUGGGAGUAUGUACCUCUAGGGCCUUUCACUGCGAAGAACUUUGCAUCUUCUAUCAGCCCUUGGGUUGUUUUGAGCGAUGCGCUUGAGCCUUAUCGUACUAGUGGUCUAGACAGUGACGUGGAGGUCUUGGAUUAUCUCAAAGAAAAGAACAAGAACAAUGUUUACGACAUUAAGCUGGAGGUUGCACUCAAGACCUCCUCGGGUUCUACCACUACACUUUCUCGCACGUCAGGAAAAAACCUGUUGUUUUCCUUCAACCAGAUGCUGACUCACCACUCUAUCACUGGCUGUCCCAUGCGGAUAGGAGAUAUGCUCGGAUCUGGUACGAUCUCAGGGAAGGAAGCCUCCGAGCGUGGCAGUCUUCUGGAACAGAACAGAAACAGCAAAACCGUCAUCAAACUCGAGGGUGGUGAGCAGCGUGUGUUCCUAGAAGACGGCGAUGAAGUCACAAUCACCGGUGUCUGCAUAGGAGAGGAUGGAUCGAGAGUUGGCUUUGGAGAGUGCACAGGAAAGAUCGUUCCUGCUGUAAAGAUAUAA